Messenger RNA from Hordeum vulgare subsp. vulgare (domesticated barley), 2817 nucleotides. Its product is annotated as AUGMIN subunit 5. Gene Ontology annotation, cellular component: spindle microtubule; HAUS complex. The transcript has 10 exons. Bases 237 to 2600 code for a protein of 787 amino acids. The record is from RefSeq and is a predicted model, not a curated record. NCBI's taxonomy places the organism in Eukaryota, Viridiplantae, Streptophyta, Magnoliopsida, Poales, Poaceae. Gene Ontology annotation, biological process: spindle assembly.
UUCGGACGUCCGUCACGGGGAGCUCGUCCAUUUGCUGCCCGCGACGACCAAACACAGCCGUCCUGCGCCGGCGCCGUGACCAGGCUCCGUAACGCCGUCCGUCCCUCCACAAAGAUCCAAACGAGAGCCCAGGAGAAAGUUUCAAAAAAACCACUCCCACUCCCUCCCUCCCUCCACUACCCCAGCCCCUCGUCGUCAGAUCGGGUGCCUAGGGUUUCCCCUCCGGCCGGCCGGCGAUGCCCGCCUCCUCCGUCUCCGGCAGCACCGGCCCCGGCGGCGUAUCGCCCGACGCCAUCAUCGAGUGGCUGCAGGACGAGAUGGGCUACCCCUCCGCGCCCCCCGCGCCGGAGCAGCUGCGCAAGAUCUGCCGCGGCAACAUGCUCCCCGUCUGGUCUUUCCUCCUCCGCCGGGUCCGCUCCGAGCGCACGGUCGCCACGGCGCGCCGGAACAUCCUCGUCCACGGCGUCGCGGCCAGGCGGGCGCGGGAGGGGGGCGUCGGGGCGGGCGGGGGCGACGCGGCUGCCAGGGAGGCCGAGGCCAGGGAGCGCGACCUCGCCGCCGAGGAGGCCGAGCGGCUGCGCGGGGUCGUGCGGAGGCAGCGCAAGGAGCUGCGCGCCCGCAUCGCGGAGGUCGCUCGCGAGGAGGCCGAACGCAAGCGUGUGUUGGGCGAGCGCUCCAAUGCCAGGCACAAACAAGUUAUGCUCGAGGCAUAUGAUCAGCAAUGUGACGAAGCUUGCAAAAUAUUUGCUGAAUACCAGCGACGUCUGCAUCACUUUGUUAACCAAGCAAGAGAUGUGCGAAGAUCAAGUAUAGGUGUGGCUGGAUCUGUAGAUGCUGUUGAGGAGAUGCAAUUGCAGAGCGAGCGAGAGGACCUGUACUCAACUGUCAAAAAUAACAGGUUAUCAGAAGAUCUCGUCUUUGUAGAGACCUCACGUGAAAGGAGUAUUCGGAAGGCAUGUGAAACUCUUGCUGCAGAUAUGGUGGAAAUGAUUCGGAGUUCAUUUCCAGCUUUUGAAGGGAAUGGUAUUAAUUCGAGUUGCCAGAUAGAUGUGGCAAAGCUGGGCACUGAUUUGGAUGGUGAAAUACCAGCAGAUGUGAAAGCUGUGGCAUUAGAUUCCCUAAAGAAUCCUUCCUUGUUACUGCAAUCGGUCAAUAGUUAUACAUCACGCAUGAAAAUGCUUGUACAUAAAGAAACAGAUAAGAUUGACAUACGUGCUGAUGCAGAACUCUUGAGGUAUAAAUAUGAAAAUGAGCAGGUCAUUGAUGCUGCUUCAACUGAUGCAAGCUCACCCUUACCAUAUCAGGUGUAUGGCAAUGGAAAGAUUGGAUCAGAGCUGUCGACCCGAGGAACACAUGACCAGCUACUAGAACGACAGAAAGAACAUGUUCAGCAGUUCUUAGCUACAGAAGAUGCUUUGAAUAAAGCCGCAGAAGCUAAAUCUCUUAGUCAGAAGCUCUUGCAGCGCCUUCAUGGAACUGUUGAUGCGACAGGAAGUAAGAAGCUGCCUACCGGGAACACGUCACAGAAUGUCACCAACAGCAGGCACCUGGAGCUGGAUGUUUGGGCCAAAGAAAGAGAAGUUGCUGGAUUAAAGGCAAGUUUGAAUACAUUAACAUCUGAGGUACAACGUCUGUAUAAGUUAUGCGCCGAGUGGAAAGAAGCGGAGGAUUCUCUGAAAAAGAAGUGGAAGAAAAUCGAAGAGUUUGACGCUCGUCGAUCAGAACUGGAGUGCAUUUACAGUGCUCUUCUACGGGCCAACAUGGAAGCGUCAGCAUUUUGGGAGCAACAACCAUUAUCUGCUAGAGGAUAUGCAGCAAAGACAAUCAUCCCUGCAUGCAAUGCUGUGGUGGACAUGUCAACUAAUUCGAGAGAUCUUAUUGAGCGAGAAUUAGCUGCGUUUGGUCAAAGUCUGGAGAAUAGCCUAUGCAGGUUACCGGCAACUCCUCAGGCCCUUUUGGAGGCUGUAGGUUCUAAUGGUGCUACAGGGUCAGAAGCACUUGCAUCUGCAGAAAAACAGGCUGCUAUGUUAACUGCAAGAGCUGGUGCUAGAGAUCCUUCUGCCAUACCAUCUAUAUGCCGCAUUUCUACUGCUCUUCAGUAUAAUUCUGUUUCACCAGGUACAGAAGGCACAGAUUCUGGCUUAGCAUCAGUUUUGAGUGCAUUGGAGUUUUGCCUAAAACCUUGUGGUUCUGAAGCUAGUAUACUAGAGGAUCUAUCAAAAUCUAUUAAUUUGGUGCACACACGAAGAAAUCUUGCUGAGAACGAUCGUGUUUUGUUAAACCGUGCACAUCGUGCUCAACAAGAAUACGAAAGAGUGGCCAACUAUUGCCUAAAAUUAGCUGGUGAACAAGAAAAGGUCGUGGCAGAACGGUGGUUGCCCGAACUGAGAAAUGCAGUUCAAGAGGCGCAAAGGUGUUUUGAAGAUUGCAGACGUGUUAGGGGCCUGGUCGACGAAUGGUACGAGCAACCGGCAGCGACAAUAGUAGACUGGGUGACGAUUGAUGGGCAAAGCGUUGGUGCCUGGAUCAACCUCGUGAAGCAACUCCACAUGGAGAUCUCCAGGCGAACACUUGCCAUGUCUUCGGCAGGUGAAGAAUAAGGCAGCUGCUGCGACCGUGCUUUAUUUUUAUUCUUUGGAAGGCCUGUAUGAUUGGUUGGGUCUCCGCCUGGGUGUAUCUACUCGAUAGCUUUGUGCCAUAUGCUGUUUUGUAAUUGUUUUAUACGCAUCCUUCUUGGUUUGGGUUGUAAUUAAUCUGUUUAUCAUGUAGUAUGUGUUUUUGUAUGUUUUAUCAUGCGUUAAAUAUCGAUUUGCUUUA